GUUGAGACUAAAGCGAAGAGACGAUAAAAGAAAAUAACACAAACACUUAACUAUACUCGCCUUUAAAUUGAAGGUGAACCUCUUUAAACCUCCGGUUGAAUGGUUUUGGGUCGGGAGUAUUUGUACACAUGCGCAAUGUGUCGCAAACGCUCAUUUGUUGGCGCCAGCGCCAACUGGACAUCAUUUUAAUUUGAUCUCGGAACCGAGGAGGGUAAGCUGAUCACGGUAGUGCUCCUGUAGAUUUAGCUAGUCUCUUUAUCUCCGUAGUUUCACCUCUACAGUUCUGAAUCAUUCUCAAGUAGCUGGUUUGUUUGCAGACAGAAACUGCAGCAAACAUGUCUAGACGAAGCGUUCGCCUGCAGAGAAGAUGUGAAAAUGCUCCAGGGCAGAGAGGCAGAGUAACCAAGCAAGGCAACAGAAAAAAGGUCCAGCCCCUGUCAAAGCUGCAGUGUGAGAAGAACCAGCUGGUACUUAAAGGUGUCGCCAAGCCGUCCGUCCUCAUCAAGACUGCUGAGAAGAGAGUCGGGGCCGACUGUGAUGAAGCUCCCACUUCCACAGAUUCUUUAGUGCGGCCGUCGCCUCUGCCUCAUCUUGGAUGGGGAUCUCCUGAAGAUGUGUGGGUGAAGAUGGUUGGCCGGGAGCACAAUUACAGACACAGCAAGAGCUUAAUGCAGGAACACCCGUCAAUACAACCCACGAUGAGAUCAAUACUCCUCGACUGGUUAAUUGAGGUGAGCGAGGCCUACACUCUCCACCGGCAGACGUUCUACCUGGCUCAGGACUACUUUGACCGCUUCAUGCUGACGCAGGACAGCAUUGAAAAGGGCAUGCUGCAGCUCAUUGGGAUAACGUGUCUCUUCAUAGCAUCAAAGAUGGAGGAAGCCUGUCCUCCGAAGCUCUCACAGAUGGCCUACGUGACUGCAGGGACCUACUACGAAGAGGAGAUCCUUCAGAUGGAGUUAAUCAUUUUGAAGGCAUUGAGAUGGAACCUUUGUCCCGAAACGGCCGUCUCUUGGCUGAAGCUUUACUUCCAGGUGGCGUCGAUGAGCAGCGACUCUGACCUGCUGGAGCCGCAGUUUCCACAGGACGCUUACGUACAGAUGACACGGCUUUUAGACCUGUGUAUCCUCAACAUAAACUCUCUGGACUUUGAGUAUAGAGUGUUGGCUGCCGCCGUCCUGAGCCAUUUCAUUCAAAGGGAAACGGCUGAGAAAGUGUCAGGUCUGUCGGGAGACGCCGUCCAGCUGUGUGUCGACUGGAUGGCCCCCUUUGUGGAGUCGGCGAACUGGUUCGGCAGAGCGCCGCUGAAGGAUUUUGCGGGAAUAAAGGAAGAAGACAGACACGACAUCCAGACGCACACGCAGUACAUGACCAUGCUGGAUGUCAGUCAAAAGGAGGAUAACAGCCAGUUCCUCACUCCUCCCAACAGCACAGAGAAGACGUGCACACGCUGAACCACAAGAGGAAGACUCUGGUGUGAGCAAAGACACAGGAAGUGAAGGUCCCACGGACGCCGAGCCUUGUGAACUGGAAACAGGGAAGAAAAGAAGACUUUUACUGGAACACUGAGUCUGGAUGGGAGUUUAGUUCACGCCUGCUGAUGUGACAUUUUUUCGCUGACUGCAUUAUUCAAAAUAAUAUUUAAGAGACUUUUAAAUCUCGGCCAAAGCUUUUUUUUUUUUUUUUUUUUUUAGCUGUU
Messenger RNA from Anarrhichthys ocellatus (wolf-eel), 1699 nucleotides. RefSeq names its product G1/S-specific cyclin-E2-like. The transcript has 12 exons. Bases 336 to 1454 code for a protein of 372 amino acids. Lineage: Eukaryota; Metazoa; Chordata; Actinopteri; Perciformes; Anarhichadidae. The record is from RefSeq and is a predicted model, not a curated record.